Solanum dulcamara is the source of this 480-nucleotide messenger RNA. RefSeq lists its product as uncharacterized. The record is from RefSeq and is a predicted model, not a curated record. The transcript has 3 exons. Lineage: Eukaryota; Viridiplantae; Streptophyta; Magnoliopsida; Solanales; Solanaceae. Bases 1 to 480 code for a protein of 159 amino acids.
AUGGCUUCAGAGAAAGCAAGAAGGGAAAAUGUUCAUCCUGCUAUUGAUUUGGAGGGCUUGAGUUCUCUAGUGGAAUGCAGCAACAGCAAAAAGAUAGUGACACACAAAGGGGCAAACAUUCUACAUUCUUCUCAUGUUGAUCAAGGAAUUAGAGGAGAGGGGUUAGGAGGUGUGCAAAUUGAAUUACAUGGACAAGAACAAGAAGGUGCAGAGACAAAGAAAAACAGCGAAAUGCAAAGGAAAGAAGGCGAAGAAGGAAGAGUUCAUGGAGGAAUUCAUCCUGAAGAAGCUGGUACUAAGAAAAGAGCGGAGAGAAAAGCACCCGCGCUAGCACCACGUGCUGCGCCUGGAGAUCACUACAAAAAAGCAAAGGAUUUUGGGGCGUCAGUGUUACAUGAUGCAAAAGAAUCGGCUAGUCAGGGGCUUGGUGCUGCAAGAUAUUAUGCAACAGCACAUGCACAAGCCAAAAUUAAAGUUUGA